AUGGACGAGGGUGUCAUGUACGCCGACCUGCGCUUUCCCCCUACACCAGCCCCUCAGCAGCGAGUGCGCCUGCCCUGGUGCUGGGCAGCCCUCAGCCUGGGUCUCCUCUCCCUGACACUCCUGCUGGCACAGAUCAUCCUUGUCAGCCUGAGUUUCCAGUAUUUAGUGCAACAACAGACAAGCUGCACAGACGGUCUCUGGAGAAUAGAGGAGAGCCCCAGCUAUGGGAAACAGACACUGGGAGGGCAGUGCCAGUUUUGCCCCGUUGGCUGGCUCUGGGAUGCGGGGCAGUGCUACUACUUCUCCUCUGCCAGAAAGAGCUGGGAGCAGAGCAGAGAGGACUGCUGCUCCAGAGGGGCACAGCUGGUCACCAUCCAAGCCAACAGCACCCUGGCGUUCCUGGUGCGCACAGCUAACAUGGAUGCCUUCCACGUGGGGCUGAAGCAGGAUGGCUUCAGGUCUGACUGGAAGUGGCUGGAUGGCACCACGCUGGAAUGGAUCUUCCCAGUCCAGCGCUACACCAGGUCCUUCCAGGCUUGUGGCAGGGUGUCAGGCUUGGGACUUUUAGGUGGUGCCUGCACAGACGCCCUCAGAUGGGUCUGCAAGCAGAGUGCAGCCACCAUGCAGUGGCUCCAGUCCUCGCCUCCUGCCUUCCUCUGGGGAAACACCACCUACAGCUGCGUGAGGCCCUGAUGGCCAGGGUGACCCCCAGCCUGUGCCACCACCCCGUUCCCUGCCUGACCCCAGGCCAUGGGCAUUCCCAGGCUCCGCUGCCUCCUGGCACAAACCUCUUUACCCUCCAGAACUCUGCACUUUGCCAAUAAACUCUGCCGAUAACUGCAGCUGGCUUUGCGGUGUGGGGGUGGGAGGAUGGAGGUGCAUCCUCCAGCUCCCAGACUCGGUGGCAUCACUCACAAGUGGGAAAUUGCAUCCUGUGGCCAGGAGCCAGCAUUGAGCCAGCAGGAAUCCAAGCAUCCCCAUGCCCAAAGGCAGCGUUCAGCAGCAGCUCCUGUGCAGGCUCAGGUCCCGUGAAGGCUCUGGGCUUUCUGAUCCUGCUGGUUUCCUGGGGCUUUUUCUCCCUGGGUCAUGCUGCUGAGAGGUGACCCCUUG
Melozone crissalis (California towhee) is the source of this 1110-nucleotide messenger RNA. RefSeq names its product killer cell lectin-like receptor subfamily G member 1. Bases 1 to 693 code for a protein of 230 amino acids. NCBI's taxonomy places the organism in Eukaryota, Metazoa, Chordata, Aves, Passeriformes, Passerellidae. The transcript is spliced from 6 exons. The record is from RefSeq and is a predicted model, not a curated record.